AACAUUUCUUUCCAUGAUGGCGGAGGACAGCGAAUCUGCAGCCAGCCAGCAGAGUCUGGAAUUGGACGAUCAGGAUACUUGUGGGAUAGAUGGAGACAACGAAGAGGAAAAUGAACACAUGCAAGGGAGUCCUGGUGGAGACCUGGGGGCCAAGAAAAAAAAGAAGAAACAGAAGAGGAAGAAGGAAAAGCCCAGUUCAGGAGGCACCAAGUCUGACUCGGCCUCCGACUCCCAGGAGAUAAAGAACCCGGCCAUACCCAUGCAGAAACUGCAGGAUAUCCAGAGGGCCAUGGAGCUGCUAUCUACAUGCCAGGGGCCCGCCAAGAACAUUGAUGAGGCCACCAAACACAAGUACCAGUUCUGGGACACCCAGCCUGUUCCAAAACUCAACGAGGUGGUCACCACCCAUGGCCCGAUUGAGCCGGACAAGGAGAACAUUCGCCAGGACCCCUACUCCUUGCCCCAGGGCUUCAUGUGGGACACGCUGGACCUCAGCAAUGCUGAAGUGCUGAAAGAGUUGUACACGCUGCUGAAUGAGAACUACGUGGAGGACGAUGACAACAUGUUCAGGUUCGACUACUCGCCCAACUUCCUGAAAUGGGCACUGCGCCCCCCAGGUUGGCUCCCGCACUGGCACUGUGGAGUGAGGGUUUCCUCCAAUAAGAAGCUGGUGGGUUUCAUCAGUGCCAUUCCCGCCCACAUCCACAUCUAUGACACGUUGAAAAAGAUGGUGGAAAUCAACUUCCUGUGCGUUCACAAGAAGCUGCGGUCCAAGCGCGUGGCCCCGGUGCUGAUCAGGGAGAUCACCCGGCGGGUCAACCUGGAGGGAAUAUUCCAGGCUGUGUACACGGCUGGUGUCGUCCUGCCCAAACCCGUGUCCACCUGCAGGUACUGGCAUCGAUCUCUGAAUCCAAGGAAACUGGUUGAAGUUAAAUUUUCCCAUUUGAGCAGAAAUAUGACUUUACAAAGAACAAUGAAGCUCUACAGAUUACCAGAUACCACCAAAACAGCAGGCUUGCGUGCCAUGGAGAAGCGGGACAUCAAACAGUUAACAGAGCUGCUGGACAAGUACCUGAAGCAGUUUCACCUGCGGCCCGUCAUGGGGGAGGAGGAGGUGUCUCACUGGUUCUUACCGCAGGAGAACAUCAUAGAUACUUAUGUGGUGGAGGGGCCGGGGGGAGUGCUGACAGACUUCACCAGUUUCUACACCCUCCCCUCCACCGUUAUGCACCAUCCCAUCCACAAGAGCUUGAAAGCAGCGUACUCUUUUUACAACGUUCACACGGAAACCCCUUUGAUGGACCUGAUGAACGAUGCCCUAAUCCUCGCCAAACUGAAAGGUUUUGAUGUGUUCAAUGCACUGGAUCUCAUGGAGAACAAGACAUUCCUGGAAAAGCUGAAAUUUGGUAUAGGAGAUGGGAACCUGCAGUAUUACCUGUACAACUGGAAGUGCCCACCUAUGGACCCUGAAAAGGUUGGGCUUGUGCUCCAGUAAAGUGCAGUUGUUUACAGUCGCCACUCUGCACAUUUUAAGAUGGAGACAGGCUGUGACUUCAGAUCUCUAACCCACCGGAUCUGCGUUGAAGAGGCAGUCCGGAAGUGGGGUAAAGAAGAAGAAAAACAAAAAAAACAAUCAAAAACGUGAAUGGAAACAGUCACUUCAAACUGUUCUCCUAGGUCUUGUUUAUUUAAUAUGAGGACAUUAUUUCAGAUCAUGCAGAAGUGAUGCCUCUCUUUACCAUUUACACCCUGAAUGUGAAACCAUAGUCUGCUCAAGACUGACUUUCAUAAAUCUUAUUUUGUCCAUCCAAGAAGGAAAUGGAGUUUUUUUUUUCUCCCCAUUGUUUUAAAUGCAUACAUCCACACAUACAUACACAUAACACAUACAGCACAUGUACACAUGGGAUUUCCUAUGUGUCCGAAGAGUGAAGGUUGUUUUUAAGAAGAAAAAAAUCCAAAAUGUUUAAUUUCUUUUUGUACUACAAAGGUGCAUUGGUAUAUGUACAUUUGAGAAAGGAAAAAAUUAGUUCUGUACAUUAAUGCCAGAUAUUUAUUGAUGUCUUUUGUGGUUUACCUGAGGGGAACAAAAAGUCCAAAGUAUUUUAUUUAGCGCUACCUUUGAUGUCACAAACUUUGGCGUUCCAACGGGAACUCAGUACGAGAUAUUUGAAGUGUGUACAUUUGAGGAAGAAUGUCGAUCUUUUUGAAGCACAAUGUGUUCUUAAAUGAGCCAACGACUCUUUACAUUGCCCCGGUGCUUUUUUAGGGAUCAUCUGCAUUUGCCCCCGGUGCAUUUUUAGGGAUCAUCUGCAUUUCUGGUUUCGCAAAAUGUAGAUGUGAAGACAAACAUUUUACCAGUCCCCAUGGUGGGUUUUUUUUUUGUUUUGUUUUGUUUUGUUUGUUUCUCCUCCCACCUCUUGCCAAACCACCAGUAAACAUUCCUCAAGCACUCCCCAGUAGUGGUCAGCCUUUCCGGUGUUUAUGUCUUGGUUGAAAGCAUGUUACUGAAAAGGGGUUUCACUUUUUAUUUAUUUUGUGAGGAUCACUAUGAAUCAGAAAUUGGGUCGCUACUGUAUGUUCUGUUCUGCAAUCAUUUAAGGCAGGGGAGCACCCAGACAAUUUCUGCUUUUUCCAGUUUUGUUUUUUUUGUUUUUUACAUCACCUCCAAAAGCAUUCUUCUGGAAAGAAUGUCAGGACCUGACUUGUAGUUGUUUAAUAUUCAAGUCACUACUGGUGAAAGCCAGAUAUAAUAUAUUUACAUCAAGAUAAUGGACAGCUUAGUACUUUACUGAAUUGAACCAGUUGUACUUUUCUUUGAUGCUUAAUGCUUCACACUUGAUGAAAUUUAAACGCUUUAAACGUUUCGAAUGUGGCUUUGUGAAAAAAACGUGCUGUGUCCCAGGUUGAAUCAACGUCCCAAUGUACUGUAUAACGCCAUGUUAAUGUCAUGGAUUGAGGAGAGCAGUGUAGAUAUCUAACCACGAUGUCUGGCAAUGCUGUAUCCAAUCAGAAAUUUGACUUUAUAACAGUUCAAUAUUUUACUAUGGAGCCCUGGUGUAUGGUGGAUGAGUUUUACCAGUGUGCUUUUUAGCUUCUUGUAUGCAUUUGAGCUUUUGGAGUUGGAAUGAAUGCCCCAAGGAUUGAUAUCUCAUCAGAUAGUGAAAGUACCCAAAGUACUUGCCUUAUUUAAAGAAAAGUUUUUUUUAAAUAUCAAAUGUGUGAUUUUGAAAAGAUGCACAGCUUUCUCUUACUGAAAACAAUAUAUUUUUAUUGAACUCCAUGGCAGGUUGUGAAAGAACUGAAGACCAAGAACCAGCACCAUUUAACAUGACUAUCAUCCAAAUAUCUGAUCAUUUUAAAUACAUGUUAAGGUAUACCAGCAUGGAUAUUUGAAUAAACUCAUCCAAACAAA
Molecule: messenger RNA, 3412 nt
Organism: Conger conger (European conger)
Lineage: Eukaryota; Metazoa; Chordata; Actinopteri; Anguilliformes; Congridae
Gene: nmt2
Product: N-myristoyltransferase 2
Exons: 12
Coding region: 14-1495 (493 amino acids)
Biological process (GO): N-terminal peptidyl-glycine N-myristoylation
Cellular component (GO): cytoplasm
Molecular function (GO): glycylpeptide N-tetradecanoyltransferase activity
Source: RefSeq, a predicted model, not a curated record